This is a messenger RNA of Sphenostylis stenocarpa, 285 nucleotides long. The record is from the annotation of a GenBank genome assembly. NCBI's taxonomy places the organism in Eukaryota, Viridiplantae, Streptophyta, Magnoliopsida, Fabales, Fabaceae.
AUGAUGAUUGAGGUGGACCGCGCUAGUUUAUUUGGCCUCCGCCGCGAUAUGGACGCGCUCUUCAACACCUCCAAGCCCAAUAAGCACCUCUGGGAACUGAUAUGCGCCAAGAUGAGGGAGAAGGGUUUCGAUUGCCCUCCCACCAUGUACAACAAUAAGUGGUGCAACCUCCUCAAGGAGUUCAAGAAGGUCAAGCACCAGGACGGUGGAGGGAGUGGCUCCGCCAAGGUGUCGUAUUACAAGGAGAUUGAGGAGAUCCUCAAAGAGAGGAGCAAGAAUGAUUAG